Molecule: messenger RNA, 5364 nt
Organism: Symbiodinium necroappetens
Lineage: Eukaryota; Dinophyceae; Suessiales; Symbiodiniaceae
Source: the annotation of a GenBank genome assembly
AUGGUUUCUUCGGCAAGUGCUUUCGCAACGGGUGAUUUAAUCGCUGGGGAGUGGCGCCGCCUUUCCAAGCUGGCAAUCGAGGUUGAUCCGUCUUUGAAUGGGACCCUUCAGAACUUUCUGGUUAGGCCAUUCGGCAAUGCGGUGUCCACACCCUCCGGGUUAUUGUCUCGGGCGUAUGUCAUGCAGGCAGAUGGAUUCACUAAGGGAGGCAAGGUGCUGCUCAAACUGCGGCACUCCGACUGGCUAGCACUUGAGGACAGCACAGGGGUCUUCAAGGUCAUUCAGUCUUUGGUACAUGCUUCUUCCGAGGAUUGUAUGCUGGACUGUACUCAUGCUCACACGACCGUCAUCUGCACAGCGGCGCUUGAGGCCGACUCGUCAAUUUGUAUGGCUGAGGUUUUCAGUGGUGGCUUUUCAGGUUGGUCUCAGGCUGCGUAUAUUCUACACCGUGGUGGCACACCAGUACAUGCAUCUUGGACGUUGGAUGUUGAUCCAGAGUGUGAAGACAUGCUUCGCUUUCAAUCACCAGGGCUGCAUUGUAUUUGGCGUGGUUCUGAUUUGGAUGAUCUGCUCGAUGACACUCCUGGGUCGGUUCAUGUUUGUUCCAGUAUUCAGAGUGACUGGUGGUUGCGCAUCUUUGCCAUCCGACCGGUGCAUAUCACAACCAUUUCGCCUCCUUGCCAGCCGUGGAGCGAAGCGGGCCAAGGCGCAGGGCUUGCAUCUGAGGAUGGACAGCUCAUGUUGCGAGCCAUUGACAUACUAGGUGCAAUCCAGGUUCCAGUUGUUGUGCUGGAACAGGUCGGUGGGUUUUUGAGACACCCACAUGCAAAAACUGUCCUUGCGGCUUGGGCCCAGGUCGGUUACGAGAUUGUUUGGCAAGCCACUAUCGAUCUGCUGGAUGUGUUGCCUAGCUCCCGGCCCAGAACAUUGAUUGUGUUUCGCCAUAAAUCCUGCCACGGGCCUCCAGCUUUGACAGGCCACCACUGGGCCUGCACCAAGCGUCACAAUCUUGCAACAGCACAGGUGCUAUUUGACCUGCCAGACAGCCUCCUGCAGCCACUGAUCCUCCCAGAGGAACUCGUUGCCACCUACAUGGAUCCAUGGUUCAUGCCGCCCUCCCGAAUGGGUCAGGUCUCGCAGAGCCGUGUCGAGGCCUUCCGCAUCCGAACUGCAGCGACAACAGCGGGUUGCUUCAUGGCCCAGUACCAGUUUCAGCAUGAAUUGCCCCAAAACCAGCUGUCCUCUAGAGGCCUCCUGGGGUUUCUGCUUCGCCACCAGGGCGUGCUGCGAUUCUUCUCCGGUGCGGAGGUCGCAGCUCUUCAUGGCGCUGUUCGCCCAAUGCUACUACAGGAGGACCGUAGAUGCCAAAUGCGCUUGCUCGGUAACAGCUUGGCAGUCCCUCAGGCGGCAGCUGGACUUGCAUAUGCUUGUCAUGCAUUAGGGUUUCAGGGUGCACCGGCACCAGCAGAGGCCGUAGCAAGCUGCCUGUCUGCCCGCAUGCAUAACGCCAAUGCCUUUUUCCUGCCCAGGGGCCCAGACUGGGUCCUCUGUCGUAAAGACCGGAUCUAUGAGCUUCUUGUCUCUGGUGUCUUGAAGCCCCUGCCGUCACUUGGCCAAACGGCGCCCCUUGACUUUGUGCCUCUCACUUUUCAGGCCAGCCAGACUGCAUUGACGGUUUAUGCACCGGCAGGAGCCCAAGCACUCAGGGUAUUCUCCCACCUCGGCGUUGCUCACCUUGCAUCGGCACUGCCAGCCACGGCCUACGACCGAAUCCAUGCCCUGCGCCUGAGUGUUGAAACGCCACCCAGCUUAGAUUGUGCAGGCUUCGCAGGGGGAUGUGCGGACGCUGCCGGGUUGUGCACUGUUCUGGUCUCCAAUGGGGUCUUCAUAAUUGACACGUGGUCACCGCGCAUGUGGACGCAGCUCCUUAAUGUCUUUGACUUCCUCACACCGGAUGCUGAGGACCUGUGCUGUUGGACCCCCUCAGGUCAGCGUUUGCGAUUUGCAGAUGACUUUGAGGGCUGUGUGGUUGCCAAUACUUCGCCUGCUGAGGCCCCUCACCUUCCCCUCAGCCUUCUUGCAGCGUCGGUGCCGUUCAUACAGGCCAAUUUCCACGACCCGGUGUUGCAGCUUGUCUGCCCCACCACCUGGGCGGUUGACCUUUGGUUGGGAUUUCCUUUUCAUCUGGCGCUGGCUUAUGGCUGGGAUGCUCAGGUUGAUAAUUUCCCGCCUGCCCCUGAGGCUUCCAUGACUAUCUGUUUGCAACCGGUCCCUGCGCGGGUGCACCUUCCCCCGCCUGCCCUGCCCCGUCAGUUGCGCACCUGGUUUCUCGUUGCGUGCUUCGAGGCAGCCUCAGUUCCUGAAGGCGAUGAGACUGCCAUGCCAGUUGAAGUACAGAUUGAGGCCCAGCGAAUCUGGUGGGGUUACCUUUCUGAUCUUCUGCGGAUUGCCAGCCUUGAAACCUGGUGGCGAGAUGCCAGCAACACGUGCCACCUUCCACCCGAUGCUCGCGUGUUUUCAGGGCCGCACCCUGUGUCCGCCGAGGACUCACUCCUUGCUGUCAGGUCAAGGCGGCACCAACGGAUUGUUCGCAAAAAUGGUCGGCUACUACUCACUUUGCAGCCUUCCAUCGUUGGGGGUGGCGUCAAGGAUGAACAGAAGCACUGGGCUCAGACACGAGCCGCCUCGGUAUGCCUCACGCAGGGCCUUGACUUGCGCACUACCACAGCCUUCAUUGACGAAGUCUCCAGUGCAGGCACUACUGCCCGGCUCAGCCAAGCCAUCAAGGCCACCAGUGAUGACUCCAAGUGGGCCCAACUUUCUGCCUAUGCCAAGGAUCUCGGAGUCACAGUGCCGCAGACCGCCAGCAUGUUCCAAAGGGCAGACCAGCGCGCCAAGCGCCAGCUUCAAAAACGCAGAGCUCAGCAUGCUGACCAGCUGCGGGCCUCAGCUGUCCAGGUCCAGGCUGGGUUCUUUGUGAACGAGGAUGGCUCCCCAGCUCAGAUUUUAGAGGGCAUCCGCCCAGGCGCCACCGGCCUUCUCCUUGUUGACAGUGAUCAGGCUGCUGAUGCUCUUGCCACACUCCAGGGGGUUCAGCCAGAUGAGCUUGGCAUUCUUGUGCUGGGCCACACGUGCCCUGAGCCCGGCAGCUGCUCUUGCAGGAUCUCCUUCCCCGCCACUGGGCGAGCAUGUGGCUCACAACUCUUGCUGGCCGGCUGCCUCCACAACAUUGGUGGCAAGGCUAUCCGCGCCUCCCAACGCACAGACAUCACUGUCACACUGCCGGAUAUACUGUGCUGUACCUUCACUGCCUUUGCUGAUGAGUUCUCUACUGGCCAGUGGGAACAAAUCGUCCAGGCACCUGUGAAGCAGCUCUUGUCGAUCUUCCAGGAUGUGCCGGCUGCCAAAGCCAUCACCGCCCCCUGGGGCCGACAGUACAGGUGCAAAGGCAAGAUAGCCAGCCCCAGCGCAGCGGAUCAAGUCCAUUUUCAGGCUCGGGUUCCCAAGGGCGAGUCAGACUCCCUCCUGAUUGCCAGUGGCCAUAACAAUGUCUACAUCACACCUCGGCAACUUGAUCAUAGUUUGCUCCCUGGUUACUCCAUCAUUUGGAUUGGUGGCCAGCGUCAGGAAGCAGUCAAGGCCUCUCUGCAAAUCCCUGAACAACGCGGUCUUGUUCGAUCCAAAGACCGCUUUGGCCUCAGAGUGCCAGAAACUCGUUACGAGGCAGCCUUUGGACUUGUGCGCCCCGGCCAGACGGCCCCCGCUCGGGUGUCGGUUCAGUGUUUGUUCCGGGUAGGUCCCGUCCCAUCUGGUGCUGAUGCGGCUUCUGUCUCAACUUGGGCUUCCAAAUUCAGCUGGACCAUCAAAGUCAUUCGUGCAUCUGGCCCGUGCCACUGGCUUGUUGGUGCAGCCGAGCAGCCACCGUCAGCUUGGCCACUUUUCAAUGGCCAGACCGUCCUUAUUCAUGCGGUCCAGCAAAGGGAAGCACGCCAGUCUGUGGUGCAAUCAGGCAGCCUCAACCUCAGGAUGCCAGCUGAGUCCGCGGCCCCCACUAAGGACGCCAAGACAGCCGAGGACCCCUGGCUCUUCAGCGACCCCUGGAGUCACUCGAGAUUCUCCAUGUCGUCUCAAGGUAGCCGGGACAGUGGAUCUAGACCCGCAGCAACAGCCCAGCCACCACAACCACGUGCGGUCACAGGUCCUACCGAACAGCGCUUUCAGCAGCAAGACGCCCGCAUUCAGGCCCUCGAGGACGGCAUCCAGGCGCUUAAAGCUCAGCACGAGCAGAAUCACGCGCAGCUCGUGCAGCAGCAAACCACUGACCGCCAGAACGCUGCUCAGGCUACGGCUGGUCUUCAGGAACAGCUCAGCACUGUCGGAUCUGAACUAACCCGUCAACUCCAGGCGUCAGCUGAAGCGUUGCAGACUGCACAGUCCCAGCAACAGCUCCAGAUGCAGAGCAGUCUCGAUGAACUCAAGAGUCUCUUCCUCGAGAACCGCGAGCACAGGGCUGCAGCCAAGAAGCACAAGCCCGAUAAAGAGGAUGCCCGAAACCCUGGCCCGACCCGCCAGACUGCCCUCAGCGAGUUUCGAUUUCUUUCACCGGCGCCAGAGGGCCCUGCACAAGCCACGCCCUCUCAGUCGUCGUCUACCGCCACCGCGGCUCCCACUUGUGCCGAGGAUGAGCCGGCUGCCAUACCACUGCGAGUUGCCGUGAUCAACCCCACUGCUUUGCUACACAAGGACAGGGAGAUUCUAGAGUUGGGCCAGGAUGUGAUUCUUGUGUCCGAAACCUCGGCUGUUGCCGCGACGCAACGCAUCGUCGCUAGCAAGCUCCGGCCUGCUGGCUUCUCUACCGUGUGGAGUGCCCCUGUGGCCCCACACCAGGGCCAGCGUGAGCAUCAGACCACGCUCCGUGGGCAUGCCUCCGGGGUAGCCCUCCUUUCCCGUUUCCCGGCUCGCAAGUCCUUUGUGCCACUUGAGCCCCAGCUUGAUCAAGCUGCACGACUCCUUGAAGGUCAUGUCCGAGUCGGCCAGUUCGAGUUCAGGGUGUUCGUUGUUUACGGAUUCCCGGCCAACUAUCAGGAUGCAGGAGGCCGCAAUGCCGCUCUGUUGCAGGAAGUCCUUCGCCGCAUUGUGGCAUGCCCGGUGCCCGCCAUUGUGGGGGGCGAUUUCAACACUGAUGUCACAGCCCUGCCUGAGUUCGGUUUGUUUAGGCAGCUUGGUUUCGUUGAAGCUUUCCGGUACUGGCAGCUUCAAACAGGACAGCUCCUACCACCAACCUGCAAGCAGGCGACCCGCCAUGACACCCUGCUUCUGCCUGGAACGUUUUUGCCCUAUGUUCGGGACGAGAGUCGCGUCUGA